Molecule: messenger RNA, 2110 nt
Organism: Panthera uncia (snow leopard)
Lineage: Eukaryota; Metazoa; Chordata; Mammalia; Carnivora; Felidae
Gene: HDAC3
Product: histone deacetylase 3
Exons: 15
Coding region: 1-1524 (507 amino acids)
Molecular function (GO): histone deacetylase activity
Source: RefSeq, a predicted model, not a curated record
AUGCUACGCGUCCUCCGCAAAGUCCAGAAGCUCACGCUCCAGAACCUAGAAGGGCGAGCCAAGCGACGGGAGGAACUCCGCAGGGGGCGUGGUCGGGAGGCGGGGCCUGGAUUUCCCGGUUCCGCAGAGGCAGGCUGCGUGCUUGCGCAGCACGUACGAGCGGGGGUGGGGCAGGCAGCCGGGCGGGCGGCGGAGGCACGGGGCCUGGUCCCGCCGGCACCAUGGCCAAGACCGUGGCCUAUUUCUACGACCCUGACGUGGGCAACUUCCACUACGGUGAGGGAACAAGGUGGGGCAGGGCACCCUAUGAAGCCCCAUCGCUUGGCAUUGACCCAUAGUCUGGUCCUGCACUACGGUCUCUAUAAGAAGAUGAUCGUCUUCAAGCCGUACCAGGCCUCCCAGCAUGACAUGUGCCGCUUUCACUCUGAGGACUACAUCGACUUCUUGCAGAGAGUCAGCCCCACCAAUAUGCAAGGCUUCACCAAGAGCCUUAAUGCCUUCAACGUGGGCGAUGACUGCCCAGUGUUUCCCGGGCUCUUUGAGUUCUGUUCCCGUUACACAGGCGCAUCUCUGCAAGGAGCAACCCAGCUGAACAACAAGAUCUGUGAUAUUGCCAUUAACUGGGCUGGUGGUCUGCACCAUGCCAAGAAAUUUGAGGCCUCUGGCUUCUGCUAUGUCAAUGACAUUGUGAUUGGCAUCCUGGAGCUGCUCAAGUACCACCCUCGGGUGCUCUACAUUGAUAUUGACAUCCACCACGGUGAUGGAGUUCAGGAAGCCUUCUACCUCACUGACCGGGUCAUGACAGUCUCCUUCCACAAAUAUGGAAACUACUUCUUUCCUGGCACAGGUGACAUGUAUGAAGUUGGAGCAGAGAGUGGCCGCUACUACUGUCUAAAUGUGCCCUUGCGGGAUGGCAUUGAUGACCAGAGUUACAAGCACCUUUUCCAGCCGGUUAUCAACCAGGUAGUGGACUUCUACCAACCCACGUGCAUUGUGCUCCAGUGUGGAGCUGACUCUCUGGGCUGUGAUCGUCUAGGCUGCUUCAACCUCAGCAUUCGAGGACAUGGGGAAUGCGUCGAAUAUGUCAAGAGCUUCAAUAUCCCUCUUCUGGUGCUAGGUGGUGGUGGCUAUACUGUCCGAAAUGUUGCCCGCUGCUGGACAUAUGAAACAUCGCUGCUGGUAGAAGAGGCCAUUAGUGAGGAGCUUCCCUAUAGUGAAUACUUCGAGUACUUUGCCCCGGACUUCACACUCCAUCCAGAUGUCAGCACCCGCAUCGAGAAUCAGAACUCACGCCAGUACCUGGACCAGAUCCGCCAGACAAUCUUUGAAAACUUGAAGAUGCUGAACCAUGCACCUAGCGUCCAGAUUCAUGAUGUGCCUGCAGACCUCCUGACCUAUGACAGGACUGACGAGGCUGAUGCAGAGGAGAGGGGUCCUGAAGAGAACUAUAGCAGGCCAGAGGCACCCAAUGAGUUCUAUGAUGGAGACCAUGACAAUGACAAGGAAAGCGACGUGGAGAUUUAAGAGCAGCUGGGCUUGGCUCUAGCCCAAGGAAUUCCUUUUUACCUCUUGUUUGGGCAGGAGGGAAAAGAUGUGGCACCCACAGCCCUGGAUGGUCACUUUCAGGGCUUUACCAGUGCUGGAGGAGGGUUUGGAGACCACACCUGGUUUUUGAACCAACUAUCCCCUUUACUGUAUUUCCCAAGGCCUGACAAUGGUACUUAUUAGGGAUUGGAUGGGGACAAGGAUAACUUCCCCUAGGACAUCUUGGGCAAUGGGCCCUAGAUGCUGUUCCCAGCUACUUUGGCCCCCUUAUUCCUUUCCUGCUUCCCUCCAACCCAGAGACUUACAGGGAUGAAGAUGUUAGACGGGAGUAAAGUUGCCUCAGACUUUCUCCUUUCUUGGUUUCCCCUACAGCAAGCCUCGUUUUCAGUGCAGGUGAAGAGUGAGGGAUUUUAGGGGUUUCUGGCUCUCUAACAUCUUAACCCCAGAUGAUGGGAAAUAUGGUUUUGAGUCCGGGGAGGAUGUAAAAAUGUCUCUUUCUAACUUUUGGCUUUAUGUCCAUUUUACCACUGUUUUUAUCCAAUAAACCAAGUUGGUAUUUUUUGUA